AUCUGUACUUGUGGUGCUUGUUUAUUUCCUAUUUCUUGUUUCUAGGGUUGAAAAAAAUUGAGAAUUUUCGUACAUUAUUUAAAAUUCCAAAUAUAAAUAUAGAAAUAUUGUGUAGCUUUCAGGAACAUGUCGCUUAGUUUAUUACUUGAGAAAUAUGAUGUAUCAACAGAAGAGGGCUUACAAAAAGCGUUAAGCGAAGUUGAAAAAGAAGAAUCAGAAGUAGAUGAAGCAUUAUCUGGAGUGCUAUCGCGUGCUUGCAUGCUAGAAGACAAGCUCCGCACAGCCAGUCAAGCUUACACUAAGCUCAGUGAAGUGAAAGCUGAUGCACAAGUUGCUGCAGACAUGGUGGACAGAACUGCAGAAUUAGCCAGAGAUGUCAGUGCUAAAGUCAGACAACUCGAUUUGGCUAGAUCUAGAGUGGCAGAAUGUCAGAGGAGAGUGCAUGAUCUUAUUGAUCUGCAGCUAUGCAGCGCAGGAGUUGAAGCUGCCAUAAAAGCUAAUGAUUAUGAGACCGGUGCUGGACACGUGUCGAGAUUCCUAAGCAUGGAUCCAGGUUCAGUAGCGGCAGCGCGGGCUCGCGGAGCCGCCGACCCACGGGACGCAAUGACGCGCGCCGCCAACACACUCAGAGAACAUAUCGUUCGUAGGUUUGAAGAUGCCGCUCAGAAAAACGAUGACGAGAACGUAGACAAGCUUUUCAAGUUGUUUCCUCAGAUCGGACGCGCCGAGGAAGGAGUCCGGCUGCUGGCCAAGUACCUGGCCACCAAGUUGGGGGUGGAGAUCCGUCGGCUGAGCGUGGUGGCGGAGGGCGAGGGUGCCGUGUUCGCCGACGCCAUCACGCGCGUGCUGGAGGCCGCCGCCGCCGCCGCCGCGCGCGCCGCCGCCCUCGCCGCCCUCGCCGCGCCCGGCCUGCUGCCCGCCGCGCUCGCCGCCCUGCAGCCGCCGGUGUGCGCGGGCGUGCGGCGCGUGAGCGGAGCGCUGCUGCGGGCGGCCGCGCGCCCCGCCUCCGCGCUGCAGGCCGAGCCCGCGCUGGCCGAGCUGGCUCUCGCGCACUCCACCAUACAGCUCUACUUCGCGUUCCUUACUAGGAGGACUCAGGCGGACGCCGCUUCCCUUCCCGAGGCUGCCAAGCAAGCGGCGCUGGAUGCCGUGGAGAAACUCAUAGCGGAGUGCGACCUCACGCGGACCGCACAAGACAUCCUGGGGCACUACCUCGAACUCGAGAAGUUCUUCCUAGAAGAAAGCGUGAACAAGGCUCUGAAGAUGGCCACUCCACAGCCCGGAAGCACCACGUCCAGUUUGGUCGACGACGUGUUUUUCAUCGCCAGAAAAGUUAUAAGACGCAGCAUCAGCACCGGCAGCGUGGAGGGCGCGUGCGUGGUGCUGAACGAGGUGAGCGCGGUGCUGGAGCGCGACGUGACGGCGGUGCUGCGGCGCCGGCUGCGGGCCGCGCCCCCCGACCCCCUGCCGCUGCCCGCGCCGCCCGCGCCCCGCGCGCCCCGCCUCGCGCUCGACCUCACGGCGCUCGACCUCACGGCCGACCUGGCGCACGCGCUCAACAAGGACGUCGAGGCGCAGCGCCUGCUGUUCCUCGCGCACCUGGCGGAGGCGGAGGCGGGCGCGGAGUGGGCGGCGCGCCUGGCGGAGGAGGCGGUGCGGGGCGCGGGCGGCGCGGCGCGGGGCCCCACCGACACGCACAAGGUGGAGUCGUGCGCGGCGGGGCUGGGCGCGGCGGCGGCGGCGCUGGCGCUGGCGGCGGAGCAGGGCGUGGCGGCGGUGCGCGCGGGGCUGGCGCCGCGGCUGGCGCUGUGGGCCGACGCGCUGGUGCAGCCCGCGCCGCUCGCAGAAGAGUUAGAGGAUGAUGCGGACGCGUUCCCGCAAGCCCUGGAACAGUUCUCGGAGUGCGCUCGCCAGCACCUGCCGCAGCACACGGUGGACGCGCUGCUGCUGGCCGUCGUCACGGACGUGGCCACGCGGGCCGAGGCGCGCAUCCUGCACCACCACUACGACAGGGAGGGCGGGCUGGCGGCGGAGCGGCGGUGCCGGCGCGCGGCGGGGCGGGCGGGCGGCGGCGGCGCGAGGGAGCGCGCGGCGCGGCUGGCGCAGGCGGCGUCGCUGCUGGCGCUGGAGCGGCCGCAGCACGCCGCGGACGUGUUGCGGUCGCCGCGCCUACCGCCCGCGCGCGUGCGGGACAUCCUCGCCCGGAGGACGGACUUCAAGAUAGAAGACAUCAAGAAGUUGAAGCUGUAGGACACGCCGUGACGUCACACGGUGCCGCCCGGCGCGCGCCCUCUAACGCAUUUACUAUACUUUACAUUUUACCUUUCCAUAUUUUAUUAAAAAUAAAUAUCUAAAUUA
Molecule: messenger RNA, 2358 nt
Organism: Bombyx mandarina (wild silkworm)
Lineage: Eukaryota; Metazoa; Arthropoda; Insecta; Lepidoptera; Bombycidae
Gene: Cog4
Product: conserved oligomeric Golgi complex subunit 4
Source: RefSeq, a predicted model, not a curated record